Schizophyllum commune H4-8 is the source of this 4260-nucleotide messenger RNA. RefSeq lists its product as uncharacterized. Gene Ontology annotation, molecular function: cysteine-type endopeptidase activity; protein binding; cysteine-type deubiquitinase activity. NCBI's taxonomy places the organism in Eukaryota, Fungi, Basidiomycota, Agaricomycetes, Agaricales, Schizophyllaceae. The record is from RefSeq and is a predicted model, not a curated record. Gene Ontology annotation, biological process: protein deubiquitination. Gene Ontology annotation, cellular component: cytosol; nucleus. The coding region runs from base 23 to 4039 and encodes 1338 amino acids. The transcript is spliced from 20 exons.
GCCCCUCUUACCGCCAUCGACCAUGGCGCCCAAACGCAAGCGCCGCGACGAGCAGAAGGGUCUCGCGCCCGGUCAGGUCCUCAAGCGCGCCAAGCUCCUCGGCAACGCGUCCUCGCCCUGGGGCUGGGUCGGCACCGACGUCCUCGAUGCGACGCAUAUCACUGAUGAGCAUAGGCUCGCGGCGUGUGGCUUCAAUCAACCUCUGUGCGCAAACAAGUAUGCGCCUGAGUACAGGCAGAUGCAGAAGGAAAGGCAGAGGAGGGCGAAGGAGCGGAAGACGAGGGAGAAGCGCGACUCAUCGCCCGCCGGCGGGGCGGACGAGGUGAUCGUCAUCUCGGACACGGAGGAGGCCCAGCCAGACUGCUCGAAGAAGCUCUGCAACAAAUGCAAUCCGAAUUGCUUGAACUACUUGGGACAGGACCAGUGGGAGGAUGAAGAUGACGCUUGGGAGGCGUUUAGGAAGAGGGUCAAGCUAGGAGACAGUCCGCUUGACGAUGCCAGAGAUCCUGACCUUCCUGUUGGACUCUACAACCUUGGCGCCACAUGCUACGCCAAUGCUUCCUUGCAGGUCUGGUUCCGUGACCUUGCCUUCCGACGCGGUGUAUACAAUUGCCAACCCUGCGGAAACGAGUCCGAGGACAAGUUCAAGCAAUCUCCCCUCUUCCACCUCCAAGUUACCUUCACUGCGCUCCAGGAGAGCACACAGAGCGUGUUCAAUCCCAACAAGCUUGUAGAGAGCUUGCAGCUGCGCACGUCAGAGCAGCAGGAUGCGCAAGAGUUCUCCAAGCUCUUCAUGACGCACCUCGCAAGCGAGUUCAAUAAGCAGAGUAUUCCGUCUGUGCGGUCGCUUGUUGCGGAUCAGUUCGAAGGUGUUCAACUCUACGGCACGCGCUGCGACACAUGCAAGACGCAGUCCGAGCGCGAGUCGACCUUCUUGGAGAUUGAGGUCAACUUCGGGAACAACAGUCGCCUGGAGGACUGUGUCGCUUCUUCCCUUCAACCCGAGAAGUUGACGGGAGAUAAUAAAUAUGCCUGCUCCGCCUGCAACGCCCUCCGCGACGCCACCCGGUACACCAAGCUGCGCAAGUUGCCCCCGGUACUGCACUUCUCGCUCAUGCGCUUCGUGUACGAUCUGAAGACGUACGAGCGGAAGAAGUCGAAGAGCGCGAUCGUGUUCCCGACGGUUUUGGAUAUGGGAAGGUUUGUGGAGGGUGGGGGCGAUGCUAGCGGCAGCAAGGCGCCGGCCGCUGCCAACAAAGAGUCGCCGACUGCAACUGGCAAAGAAUCGCACAUCUACGACCUCCGCGGCGUGCUGCUGCACAAGGGCUCGAGCGCGUACCAUGGGCACUACGAGGCGCAGGUGUACGAUACGGAACGCGCUUGCUGGUUCCAAUUCAACGACGAGAUCGUGACGAAGAUCACGACCUUGCAGGAGAAGAACAGCAAGCCUAUCGUCGUCGAUGUGGAGGGGGAGGAUGAGAAACCCAAGAAGCGCCCAAACGUGCGCAAACGGCGACGCGUCGAGGAUAGCGAGGACGAAGCUGACCUGCUCAGCCCUACCGCCACUUCGAAGGCUCAGCUCAGCGCGACUGCCGCUGCGAAGGCCCAGCUGAAGAGCACAGACAUCACCUCGAAGGACGCGUACAUGCUCAUAUACGCCCGUCGGGAGACGCCGGCAAUUCUUCAGGCGAGUGGAGGCGCUGUGGUGCCUCAGGCGAAUGGUGGCACCACUGUGACUCGAGCGAAUGGAUCCACGGCGGCUAUGAACGGGCAGACGGCCGGUGCCGCUAAUGGCGCUCAGGUGAACGGUACGGUGGGCUUUGCAGCGGGGGACGCGGCGACCAGUGCGAGUGCGUCUGUCGCGGUCGGUCCGAAGCCGACCAUUGCGAACGGCAACAGAGCGCCAACGAACGGCGACGGCCUGUCUAUGAACGGCAGCGCGGCUGAUACCGCAUCUUCCACCGCCCUCACCCCGCCGGCACGCGCCAUGGAAGCUGUGGCUGCCCUGAAUGCGAAGCACAGCGAGGAGUGCGAGAGGUAUCUGGCGAAAGAGUCCGAAGUUAAGUCGGCCUUUCGUGAGCUGCGGCGCAAGGUGAUGGACAUCUAUCAGAGUUGGAGUGUGAGCAGGCAAGAUGAGCCAUCCGUUGUGGUCAGCUCAGCCGCGCUUUCCGAGUGGUUGUCGACGUAUAGCGCGACGGCCGAGGUCCGGAGGCUGAAGCCAAUUGUGAAGGCGAUGAAAGAGGAGAAUCGUGCGGCGCAAAGAGCAGACUCAGUGAGCGGGAAAGUCAAUGGAAUGGAUGGCGAGACGAAGGGUACACCCGCCAAGGCGAACGGCGGGGUGGUCAGCACGAGCGACACGAACGCCGACGCGAAUGGCACGAAAGUCGGCACGAAUGGCAACACCGGUAUUGAGGACGACGGCGCAACCAGUUCGGAUGCGAUGGACGUAGACGCCAAACCGUCAGUCAAUGGCGAGGCCGAGUCGAAACCAUUGGACAAGGGCAAGCAGAAGGCCGUGGAUGAGCCGUCCGACGACGGAGAUCCCAACGAAAUAAUCCACAUAUCCAUCGCGGACGACCUCCUUUGUGAGCAUGGCGAGCUGCAUCCAUCGAACUCGACGUCGAUGAAGCGUAUACGGAAAGACGCCUAUGACAAGAUCGCUGCGCAGACGAGAUGCGUCUUCGUGCCGCUCUUGACUCCGCAGGAUGUAUGUCGGCAGUGCGUUGAGGUGAUCUUCAAAGAUCGCCUAUAUCAGGUGGAGCAUCCACGCCUUGUCAGUCAAUUCGAUGAUAUCGCUGAGGUACCGGAAGGCCAACCGGGCUACUGGAUAUCGAAGCCUUGGGUGAAGGACUGGCGAUUAACAAAGCCGAAGAUGCACCGACCAGACACUGGCGACCCGGCGCCUGACUCGGACGAGUUCAAAGAUCAUGUUCUUUGCGAGCACGGUCGAUUGAUUAACAAUAUCGCCAAUCGUAGGCGAAUAUCGCUGGAGGCAGGCAAUUUACUCCAAGCCUUGUUUCCUGGGCUGCAGCUUCUCCCAGCGUCGGAAGAGCCCUGCGCGAUCUGCGCCGUUGCCAUACAUUCAUCGAAGGAAGGCCGAUUGGAGGCGCGGAAGAAGGCAGAAGAUGAAAAGGCUCGACUCAAGCACAUGCUCGACCAUGCCUUGAAUGGAGAUACCGCUUUGCUGGAAGAUACGCCGCUCGCAAUUGUGCCCUCCCAGUUCGUCCGCGCUUGGAAAAUGUGGCUCGGCCGCCCAACGGAAUACCCUCGACCACCGGGUAUCGACAACUCGUCGUUCUUUUGCGAACACGAUCAGCUCGCAUUCGAUCCGAACGUCCCCGCCGACAUGGACUCGAAGUUAGCGGUGAUCAAGCGGAGCGAUUGGGAGGUGCUGCAGACAUUAUAUCCCUGCGGACCUCUGAUAGCUCUGGAGAAAGAGGCGAAGGAGAAGAGAUAUCGGCACGAUAUCCCAGUUUGUGUGGACUGUCGGCAAAGAAGGAAAUCCGAUUGGGAGUCGACGGAUAUCACUAUCCGGGUUGGCGGCCCGGACAAGGCGAAGCCGACAACGACAAAGAAGACGUACGGCUCUCGCCAGUCGAAGCGCCUGCGCUCCGUGAAGGAACAGGGCGAGCGGCGAAAGAUGUCAGUCACCAAGCAGACAUCCAUCAUGGGGCUCAAGAUCAUGAUCCAAUCGGAAUUGUCUAUACCCACAAUUUGCCAGCGACUCUUCUAUCAGGGCAAGGAACUCGAUGACAACAAGGCAACGAUGGAGUCGCUGGGCAUCUUUGCCAACGAUACGAUCGACUUGCGAGAGGAGCAGGAGAAGGAUUCGUUCUCGGAUACGGAGGAUGGUGAACAUGCCGCGAAGCGCCAACGCUCAGAGGAGCGGGGCUUUGGAGGGACUUUACUAGGUGCAGCUGUGCUACCCUCAUCCGAACUUCCUACCCCACCACCAGAUAUGAAGUCCUGUCCACACUGUACGUUUUUCAAUGCGCGUGAAGCCGAGGUCUGCGAGACCUGCGACGGCGCCCUCCUGUGAUGCCACACUACACAUACAACUGCUCGAAGUACUAGAACAACAGCGAAGUAGCACACAGCAGCGCGACGGCAGUCUAUUUAAGUGGAUGGCACUGUACAUUGCAUAUAUGUAAGGUCGCCAAAGUCCCGUGGUAGCAACAUAAACCCAGAGAAAGCAAGAAGUACACACCGCACCCCGUAGAUAGAGUUAAUGGGAGCAUAGCAGCAGCGGAUCCAGUCCGG